This is a messenger RNA of Phlebotomus papatasi, 1290 nucleotides long. RefSeq lists its product as uncharacterized. Bases 1 to 1290 code for a protein of 429 amino acids. The record is from RefSeq and is a predicted model, not a curated record. Lineage: Eukaryota; Metazoa; Arthropoda; Insecta; Diptera; Psychodidae. The transcript is spliced from 5 exons.
AUGCAAAAAGCUGUGAUUCUUUUUGUGGUUCUCUGUGCAAUCGCGUGUGUUAAUACUCUGCCAGCCUCGAAAAAACCACCCACACAAAUCACCUACGAGAGAUUGAGGAAAUCUCCGAAGGACUUACGGCUAAUAGCAACAGUCAGUAUUCUAAAUGGUGCCUUAAAAGCUGAAGAGAAGAUGGAGGUGCAGCUGGAGAAGAUGGCUAAGGAUUUCUAUGCAAAUGCUGAAUCUUCCUCAAAGGAAGAAAACCUCCGGAAGAUCAGGCAGAUUGAGAAGUUCAUGACGCGUGAUCGCCGGGCUAUUGCGAUGUUAAGCGCAGCUCUGGAUCUUGCUAAGGUCAAUUCUUCAGUGGAUGAUUACAGAAGGGCCCUACAGACGACUGUUCGGAAUCUAGAACCCUAUCCGCUGAAGAUUAAGGACAAUGCCGGCAAUGUUACUCAGCAAAUGAAGGCAUUGAAAUUUCAAAUUGAUACUCACAUCAGCAUGAUGCAUAAAACUCUCGAAGAGAAAGGUAGACAGACACUGAAGUACCUGAAAGCCCAAGAGCCGAAAGCUUUCGCCAAGGCCACGGUGCGGAAAGAAGAGAAGAAACCCACCAAACCACCCAAUCCAUCCAGUCCAGAACCAGUCGCUCCUCAAGGUCCCCAAGGUCCAUAUGCAGGCACUUUCUUGUCGUACGUGCCCCUUUCACACCCGCCUGUCUUUUUCACAGUCAACGCCCUUACAGACUUUACAAAUUCCCCGGAUUUUGUUGCUCCCUACGUUGAAAGAUCCAGGCGCCAGGAUGACAAAACAUCCGAAGAAAAUUCAAAUGCCAUCGACAAUACCAGCAAAAAUAGCAACAGCGAACUAAGUUUAUCGGAAGAGGACUCUGGGGAUGAGGAUCGACCAGGAGGACUCGUUGGACUCAUUGCUUCCCUCAGUGGAGGAGAUGAAGGAUCGGAUGUUGGAGCCCUACUAGGGGCCCUCACGGGAGUUGUAACCAAUCUCUUUGGGCCCGGUGGACUGGACAUUCCGUCUUUGUUGAGUUCUGGAACGUCACUCCUUGCUGGACUCCUUGGGACAGCUAAUUCUCCAAGAAGUAGUGCACGACUCCUUGGAAGGAUUCCGGCGAAGGUGUCCUGGGACAGCUCAUCCUUCAUCCAUUGUCUUCAGGAGCGGUGUUCCCAUUCAACGGCAAACCGGAUCCAUUGCCAAAUCUUCAGCCUGCAGUAUUUCUUUAAGGAAACAUCGCAGGAUCCAUCAUCGAGUCCUGUCUCCGGUGAUCCAACGAUAUUCUAUCGUUAG